AUGUUGGACUCAGUGACCCACAGCACCUUCCUACCCAACACAUCCUUCUGUGACCCCCUGAUGUCGUGGACAGACUUGUUUGGCACUGAAGAAUACUACCCUGGCUUUGAGCAUCAAACAGCCUGUGAUUCCUACUGGACAUCUGUCCCCCCAGAGUACUGGACGAAGCGCCAUGUCUGGGAGUGGCUCCAGUUCUGCUGUGACCAGUACAAGUUGGACGCCAAUUGUAUUUCUUUCUGCCAUUUCAACAUAAGUGGUCUUCAGCUGUGUAGCAUGAGCCAGGAGGAGUUCGUGGAUGCAGCUGGAAUCUGCGGGGAAUAUUUGUACUUCAUUCUCCAGAACAUCCGCACACAAGGCUAUUCCUUUUUUAAUGAUGUUGAUGAAAGCAAGGCCUCGAUCAAAGACUCUCCUGACUCAUCGUGUUUGAAAGUGGGAGGCAUCAAAAACCAGGAAAGCCAUAAUCAUGGCAGAUCAAGCCUCCAGAGUUCUCACCUGUGGGAAUUUGUGAGAGACCUCCUCCUGUCUCCCGAAGAGAAUUGCGGCAUUUUGGAAUGGGAGGAUCGGGAACAGGGUAUUUUUCGGGUGGUGAAAUCAGAAGCCCUGGCCAAGAUGUGGGGACAAAGGAAGAAAAAUGAUAGAAUGACAUAUGAAAAGCUGAGCCGAGCCUUGAGAUACUACUACAAAACAGGAAUUUUGGAGCGGGUAGACAGAAGGUUAGUGUACAAAUUUGGGAAAAAUGCACACGGCUGGCAGGAAGACAAGCUAUGAUUGGCUUCGCUCCUCAGUCUCGCUUUAUGGAUUCUUCCCCCUCUAAGAAGAUCAUCUUGGGACAGACAUCUGAAUGUCUUUUUUUUUUUUUCAAAACCUCCAUACAUUCUAGUGAAAUUUCUCCACAUCGCA
Molecule: messenger RNA, 900 nt
Organism: Gracilinanus agilis (Agile Gracile Mouse Opossum)
Lineage: Eukaryota; Metazoa; Chordata; Mammalia; Didelphimorphia; Didelphidae
Gene: ELF5
Product: E74 like ETS transcription factor 5
Exons: 6
Coding region: 1-768 (255 amino acids)
Biological process (GO): cell differentiation; regulation of transcription by RNA polymerase II
Cellular component (GO): nucleus
Molecular function (GO): DNA-binding transcription factor activity, RNA polymerase II-specific; sequence-specific DNA binding
Source: RefSeq, a predicted model, not a curated record